AUGCCAUUACUAUCGAGUAUCGACUGCCGCCCUGCGUCCACGGCCACCAAGCUUGCUGCAUGGGAGGGAGAGCCUUGGAACACGUCUCUAGUGAAAAGCAUAUUAUUCUGGACCUAUAUCAGACUUGUCACGUCAGGGUAUGGUGCUUUAGGUGACAUCCCUAAGCAGAUCCAAGAGAAACAUGUUCCGAUUGCCGGCGUUAUUGUGAAUCGCCUUGAUCUCGUCAGAAUUCCUGCCUCUGUGGUAGAGAAUAACGGCCGGUUGCUGAGGUUGGUUAACGAUCGAUUUGAUCGACGGUUCCCAGUCCUUCCGAAGGACCAUUCGACUUCGCGCACUACAUUCAAGAGAACAACGUAA
This is a messenger RNA of Aspergillus fumigatus Af293, 357 nucleotides long. RefSeq lists its product as uncharacterized. The transcript has 2 exons. The coding region runs from base 1 to 357 and encodes 118 amino acids. Lineage: Eukaryota; Fungi; Ascomycota; Eurotiomycetes; Eurotiales; Aspergillaceae. The record is from RefSeq and is a predicted model, not a curated record.